This is a messenger RNA of Colletotrichum chrysophilum, 2334 nucleotides long. RefSeq names its product Pre-mRNA-splicing factor cef1 (gene CEF1). The record is from RefSeq and is a predicted model, not a curated record. NCBI's taxonomy places the organism in Eukaryota, Fungi, Ascomycota, Sordariomycetes, Glomerellales, Glomerellaceae. Gene Ontology annotation, biological process: mRNA splicing, via spliceosome. Gene Ontology annotation, cellular component: spliceosomal complex; Prp19 complex. The transcript is spliced from 2 exons. Bases 1 to 2334 code for a protein of 777 amino acids.
AUGGGUGUCGUCAAGGGAGGUGUCUGGACCAACAUCGAGGAUGAAAUCCUCAAGGCCUCCGUCUCCAAAUACGGCCUGAACCAGUGGGCGCGUGUCUCGUCGCUGCUCGCCCGCAAGACCCCGAAGCAGUGCAAGGCGAGAUGGAACGAAUGGCUGGACCCGAGCAUCAAGAAGAUUGAGUGGAGCAAGGAGGAGGAUGAGAAGCUGCUGCAUCUCGCCAAGUUGAUGCCCACGCAAUGGCGCACCAUCGCCCCCAUCGUCGGCCGAACCGCCAACCAGUGCCUCGAACGCUACCAGAAGCUCCUCGACGAAGCCGAAGCCCGCGAGGCUGGCUCCUUUGGUCUCACCGGCCCGGAAGGCGGCGAGACGCAAGCACCCAGUGCCGAUGAUGUCAGGAGACUGCGUCCCGGAGAAGUCGACCCCGACCCCGAAAGCAAGCCUGCCCGCCCCGACACGAUCGAUCUCGACGAGGACGAGAAGGAGAUGCUGAGCGAGGCUCGCGCGCGUCUCGCAAACACACAGGGAAAGAAGGCGAAGCGCAAGGCGCGAGAGCGCCAGCAGGAGGAGUCGCGCCGCCUGGCUGCCCUGCAGAAGCGGCGCGAGCUGAAGACGGCCGGCAUCAACAUCAAGGUCGUCACGCGCAAGAAGGGGCAGAUGGACUACAAUGCCGACAUUCCGUUCGAGAAGAAGGCCGCGCCCGGUUUCUACGAUACCACCGAGGAGGAGGCGCGCAACGAGCAGCAGCGGUUGGCGUUCGACCCGAGAAAACAGCAGCUUGCGAGCAAGCGCAAGGGUGACGGGGAUGAGGAUGGCGAGAACAAGAGGAGAAAGAAGGAAAAGGAGCCGCCUUCUGCGUCGUUCCAAGCCGCCAUGAAGGCCGGACAGAUGCAGAAGAUCCGCGAGGCCGAGCAGAGCAGCAAGCGACGGGCGCUGAAUCUGCCUGCGCCGCAGGUCAGCGAGGGCGAGCUGGAAGAGAUUGUCAAGAUGGGCAUGGUCGGUGAGAGGGCAAACAUGAUGGCGCGCGAGAGCGAGAACGAUGCGACACGUGGGUUGGUCAGCGAGUACUCGACGUUGAACAAUAGCGCCCCAAUCAGGACACCCCGAGCACCGGCGCAGGAGGACCACAUCGCGAACGAGAUCAGGAACAUCCGAGCUCUGACCAACACGCAGUCAUCGUUGCUUGGUGGUGAGAACACCCCUUUGCACGAGGGUGCCGAGUCGACUGGAUUCGAUGGCAUUGCGCCUCGCAAGCAAACCGUCGCAACACCCAACCCCAUGGCGACGCCGAUGCAUGCCAACGGCGUUGGUCAAACGCCAGCUCGGGUUGGCCAGACCCCCAUGAGGACGCCCCGCGACAGCUUUGCGUUGAAUGCCAACGACGGCACAAUGGUCGGCGCCACCCCGAGAGACGUGAAGAUGAGAGACAUGGCUCUGCGGAGUCAACUACGACAAGGCUUGGCGUCUUUGCCCAAACCGAAAGAUACUGAAUGGGAGCUGGAGCUUCCUGAUGAGCAGAAGGAGCUCGCAGCAACCGACGAGAUGAUGCUCGAGGAUGCUGCGGAACGAGACCGCAGAGAAGCCGAGUACAAGGCAGCACAGCACGCCCUGGAGAUGCAGAGAAGGACACAAGUCAUGCAGAAGAACCUACCCCGGCCAAGCCAGGUGGACGUCACUGCACUUCUGUCUGUUGCAAGCCAGGUGAAGAAUGAGGCGGAGGCGCUCAUUGCCAGAGAGGCGGCUGCGUUGAUUGCCAACGACGCAGUCAAGUACCCUUCACCCAAGAUUACCGUAAGCGGUGUCCCGCCUCCCCUGCAAACCAUCAGCGACAACGAUCUUGCCGAGGCACGCCUGCAGAUUCUGAGUGAGACCAACCCCAGACCUUCCCGGGCCGAGAUUCAACAGUCCUUUGACAACCGCGGCAAGAACUCCCUGCUUCUGGGACUUGGCUGCUACGGCGAUGAUGAGGAGGAAGAAGAGGCAGCUAUGAGAGAUGCCUUUGAUUCCAUUCAAGACGCCAUCGUGGCCACCGCCGAGAAGGGCAUCAAGCUGGAGAAGAAGCUUGCGCUGCACCUCGGCGGCUACCAGAAGAGGCAAAAGAUGCUAAAGGACAAGAUUGGCGAGGCCGCCGAGGCUCUGGAGAAGGCCAACAACGCCCUCAGCGGCUUCAAGACCCUCGCCAUUUCGGAAGAGGUCGCCAUCCAACGGCGCCUGGGUGCCCUUAGAGACGAGGUCGGAUUCGUCAGCAGGAGAGAGCGCGAGGCGCAGGAGCUUUACCGCAAGACGAAGGAGGAGCUGGACGCGCUCCGCAGCAACGGGGUGAACGGACACUAUUAG